AUGUCCUCAAACGACGAACCGGUCGUUGCCCCUGCUCCUGUUGAGGUUGAUGAAAAUGAGCCUCCAGCUACCCCGAUAGAGUCGAGCGUUGUCUCCGGAGGCGAAGAGUUGGUUAUGGCUAGCCCCGAGGUAUCCAAGGAAAGCCCCGCGGUCUCUCCGUCCAAGGUCAGCCCUGGUGCACCUGGCACCGUGAAGCGUCCUCUAUCGGGAACAACUACCACCAAACGACCCGACUCGUCUUCUGCAUCUCAUUCCAUGACCGGUACCACCCGGACGACCACCAGCACGCUGAACAAACCUCCUACUCGUCCCUCGACUACGACAGGCACUCGGAAGCCGUUGAGUACCUCGACUGUCUCGUCCCACCGGUCUCACAUGUCCGUCAGCAGCUCAGCAGAUGAGAAGCCUCGGUCUGUGGCGAGCUCGGGAGAUGAAAGGCGGGGAAUUUCUAGUACUGCAAAGCGCAUGUCCAUGGCCGGCACCACCUCCACCCGCGCUCCUCUCAAAUCUACCUCAUCUUCCAGCGAUCGUAGAUCAAGUGUUGCUGGUAUCACUGCCGAGAGGAAGCCUGCGACCACAACGGCGCGCACGGCGACCACGACGAGCAAGCCUGUGAGCCGGUUGACUUCAUCGACGACAUCUGCAAGCCGAACUGCCACUACUCGGCCAACUUCAACUACAGGCACCGUCAGAUCUGCUACUACAACUGAGGCUAAGAAGCGAUUGAGUACAACUUCUGGCUCAAUUUCCCGAGUUGGUGAAUCCGAGAAGCUGCAGGCUCUUCAGGCCAAGCUCACAGAGAGCGAGGAGACCGUCGCUAGUCUGAAGACUGAACUGGAGACCGUCAAUGAGAAACUCGGCCAGCUUUCGGUCUCGGUCGAAGGGCCUUUGGGGGAUGCUGGUGACACCGAGGCUAUUCGCGCGGAUCACACAGCAGAGAUUGAGAAGUUGGCAUCAGCUCAUGCCGAGGAGCUCCAGGCCCUGCAAGCACGACUAGACGAGGCUGAGUCCCAACGGAAAGAGCUGGAGGAGAGCUCGCAAAAGCAGCUGGAGGAAGCUCGACAAUCCGCUGCUGCGCAAGGGGAUGACACGACAGUUUCCCUUCUUGACGAGCUCAAGUCGGCACAUCGGACUCAGCUUGAGGCCCUUGAAAAAGAGCUGGCAGAGUACAAGUCUGCAGCUACACACUUUGAGGAGCAGAUCAGUGUUCUGAAGAAGGAACUCGAGUUCCAGAAGCUUGCCCUGGAGGAAGAGAAAGCUCUGGAGCUCGAAAACUUUAAGCGAGAACUCCAGGGCCGGGAGCAGGUCAUGGACAACCUUAACACGGAGAUUGUUAAACUGAAUGCGCUCAAGGAGCAGGAGGUCCGUGCUGCGGAAGAGUCAGCUCAGGAGAGUGUCUCUGGUCUUCAAGAACAAGUAGCCUCCCUCGAGGCGAAGCUUGCUGCGGCCGAGUCGGCUAGCCAGGGACCCGAGCAGAACACCUUGAUUGCCGAGAAGGAUCAAGAAAUCACCGAUCUUAAGCGGGCCCUUGAGAAGAUUCAAGCUGAACUACAGGAGGCACGUGAAACCGCGGCCACUGAAUUGUCCUCUAAAGUCGAAGAGUUGGAGACUGCCCAUAAGAUUGCUAUCGCAAGUCUCAAGGCCGAGCAUGAAACUGCUAUCACUGAUAUUUCGGCUUCCCACGCGGAGAAGCUCACUGCAGCUAUGGCAGAAUCGGAAUCGAGUGGAGCAGAACACACCGCGCAACUCCAGGAACUCCGUAAUGCCCUCGAGGCGUCUGAGGCCACUGCCCAGAAGGGACAAGAAGAUGCCGUCGCCGAGCUUAAGAUCACGCAUGAAGCAGAGCUCAAACUGCUGCAAGAAAAGCUGGAGGCUUCCGAGAAUGCUCUCAGCGAGUCCCGUCGUGCACUGGAUGAGGGUAACGCCUCUGCACAAGACCUUGCCAUCCAGGAGAUUGACGCUCUGCGACAAAAGUGCGAGUCGUUAGAAUCACAGCUGACCACUGGCACUGGGAAAAUCAAUGCGCUGCUCGAAGAGAUGCAGAGCAAGCAAGCUGAAGCCGAUGCUAUCCACCGCACUCUACGUGAUGUCGAAGAUCACUCCAGGCAAGAGGGCGCACAGAAGGAUAAAAAGAUGAAGGCUCUGGAGGAGAAGGCAGCGGAGGCUGUAUUCCUUCUCGAGCAACAUACCUUGCAGGCUGCUGGUGUGUCUGAAAAGCACGCACAAGCUCUGGAAGAGUUGAAGGCUGAGUAUGCUGCCCGGCUUGCAUCCGAAUUGGAGCGGACCAAGGAAGCAUCGAGCUCUCAUGACAGCGCCCUAAGUGAUCUGCGGACGAAGCACGAGGAGUUGCUUGCCGCAAACAAGGAAUUGGAGUCUACUCACGCCACGCAUGUUCAGUCACUUGAGGCUGAGUUGAAGGCGGUGCUCGAAAGCCAUGCUCGUGAGAUUGCUACCCAUAACGAGGGUCGCGAAAAGGAGAGCACCGAACUCCAGAAUCAAUUCCAAGAGACUCAGGCGAAGUUGCAAGCCGAGCUUUCUGCUUUGCAGAGUUCUAGCAAAGUUGAAGCUGAACUUCACGAGCAGCAAAUUGCCGAACUGCAAAAGGCCUUUGAAGAGACCAAAGCGAAGUUGCAGGCUGAGAUUGAGGCCGUUCAAACCUCCAAAGCUGCUGACGUCGAUGCCAAGCACAGCAAGGCAAUCGCUGACCUGCAGCAAGGAUUUGAAGAGACUAAAACUAAGCUGCAGGCCGAGAUUGAGGCUGUUCAAGCCUCCAAGGCUGCUGAGAUCGAUGCCGAGCAUGGAAAGGCAAUUGAGCAGCUUCUUACUAUGCACGAGGCUAAACUGUCUGGCCUCAAGGAGGAGCUCGAAGCUUCCAACAAGAAGAAGAUUCACGAUCUCCAGAAGGCCCACGAUACAGCUCUAGCCAAUGUCAACGAGCAGUUGUCUCAGGCCAAGGCUGCCGCCCAAGACACCUCCGCUCUGGAUGACUUGAAGGCCACAAUCGCUGAUUUACAAGCCGAGCUUGCUGACUCUGAGAAGGCCCACCUUGCGGUCCAGGAAACUUCUAGGGAAAUCGAGCGUCAUUUCUCAGCUGAGCUCACCAAGAUCCAGGCUGAUCAUGCUGCGCUUGGAGAGAAGUACCAAGCCGCCGUUGCCCAGGUGGGUGAACUCGAGAAACUUGUCAAGGACUCGGAUAGCCAGAAGUCGCACCUCGAGUCGAUUAUGAAGCAGCUCUCUGAAUCCCGCGACCAACUUCUUAAGGUCAAGGCUGACAACGCCGCCAUCUUCGACUCGCUUGUUGAUUGCAAGAACCAAAACAAGACCUUGUCCGAGAUGCUUGAAGCUGGCGAACGUGACCUGAAUGAUCAAAUCGACAAGAACAUGGGUCUACUCAACCAGCUUGGCGAUCUUGAUUCCAACAUCUCCACCAGCCGGCGACGGGUUCGCGAACUCGAAGCCGAGCUCGCGGUUCUCAGGGCCGACAGUGGUGAAAAGAGUAGCUCUUCAGGGUUGAAUGGUAGCCGGUGGGCGACAGCUGAUGAGGGUAGUGAGAAUGCUGAAGAUGGGGGUCCAGCCAAAACGGAAGAUGGCAAGCAUCCAAGGACAGCUUAA
Messenger RNA from Penicillium digitatum Pd1, 3612 nucleotides. Lineage: Eukaryota; Fungi; Ascomycota; Eurotiomycetes; Eurotiales; Aspergillaceae. The record is from RefSeq and is a predicted model, not a curated record.